AUGUAUUCUUAUGAAUUCAGCGAUGGAUCUAAUGUGAAAAUUAGUUUAAAACACAAGAAUCGGUUGGUUUUGGGCGAUAGAGUUGAGUGUGUUUUCUGGGACUUUGAUCACAAGAAGUGGUCAUCACUUGGAUGUCAUUUGCUGGAUAUCCUCCCCGGAACAUCCUAUAACAGACUUUUUCCAUUUGGUAUAAAGAAGGGCGCACUAUCUGACGUGAAACAGGAUUAUUAA
Molecule: messenger RNA, 231 nt
Organism: Oppiella nova
Lineage: Eukaryota; Metazoa; Arthropoda; Arachnida; Sarcoptiformes; Oppiidae
Source: the annotation of a GenBank genome assembly